Messenger RNA from Enterobius vermicularis (human pinworm), 1041 nucleotides. The record is from the annotation of a GenBank genome assembly. NCBI's taxonomy places the organism in Eukaryota, Metazoa, Nematoda, Chromadorea, Rhabditida, Oxyuridae.
AUGUUGUUUUUACCAAGGGUAGUAAAAAGUGAAGCUGCAAAUGACAUAGCGACUUUGGAGACAGAAUUAUUUAGAAAAGUUCGCGAUGAUUUGGAACUCACAGGGAUGCAGAAACUGCGUUAUCGGUUAAGCCAAGAAAGUGUUGAUGAUGAAAUCUUGGUUACAAAGCACGAAUUCAUGCAUGAUAAAUGCUUGAGCCUCACUGACGGUCAAACGGAGUUACGACACACUCUUUGGCAAUGGCUGUAUAGGGCCACCGAAAUGGUCAUGGACGUUGGUCAUAAACUUUGCCCAUCUCCAGUUAUACUUGAAAAGAAAUGCUCUAAAACAAAAAGGCAAAUGGCAGCUGCUGAAGAAUAUCAAACAAUGCUCAGUUUGUUUAACAGCAGAACUAUAACGUUCAGCAGCUCCAAAGACGUUGCGAAGGUGUUCAAAAUUGUUCUUGAAGAGGACAUGAAGAAAUCGACACUAACAAAGGCAAUGAUGAUACGGUUCUGUGACGAAAACGCAGGCCACCUGUCAUUCGCAUUUACUAACUCUGAAGAUUCUUCAAAACCGUUCAUGGGGUCUUUGUCAGCCGACCAGAUCAAAGAUUUCAAACAAGGACUUCCAGAAUUUUUGUUUGACGAAUCAUUCCCAAAACAGUAUGACAAAAUCAUACGGACUGAAAUAGACCGUACUGUCAGCGACUCUUCAGAAUUGAAUGUCACCGCCGUAAGGAAGAAAUCUAUUUUUAACAAUUAUAACACUUUACGAUUACAAAACGACUGUAUUCAAAUAAAAGACAGUGACUCAAUAAGAAUUAAUCCGUUGACUGGUGAACGAGUCUCAGCACUUGACUACGAUUUGUCACCUGGUCUUCCGCAAAUAUCUGAAAUGCCACCUCAAGAGCGUGUAAACUUUGAUUGUUCUGAAGCACCUAAAAGUAACGAUACUGUCACAGAAAACAUACUUGAUAACCUAUGUUCACCAAGUCUCGAAAACCAACAACGAAAAGAUGAGAAAGCCGACACACCACCACCGUACGUUUUGUCGAAUUAG